AUGAACUUCAGAAAACCUGAUAACACCGCGGACCUAAUUGACAGUCUAAUAAAUAGCGAAAAUGGAAAAGUUCAAAAGUACAUUCUGGAAAGAAAAAAGAAGGAACAGGAAUUUCUGGAGAAGAAGGAAAACAUUAAAAAGAAAACGUUGAUGGCUCCAAAACUUAAUCAAAUGUUUGUUAAAAAUAAAAAUGAUGAUGACAAGUUAAUCAGCGAAACAGUUGGUCUUAGAACCGUUCACGAGUAUAAACAAAUCAAGAGUGGCAUUUAUGGCAAGGAGAAGGACAGCCAUCUUAGCAGAAAGACCAAGGACGACAAAGAUAGUAAAAAAAAGAAACUCAAAUUGUCUUUCUGCAGCGACGAUGAGGACAACGAUGAGGAGGAAGACGACGGUGAAGGGGAUGGAGAUGGUGACAGUAACCGUGGUGGAGAUCGGGACAGUGGUGAUAACGAACCGAACAAUUACUCUGAUGAGGGCGCUUCGCAAGAAGAAGACAAGGAUGCCUCAGAAACCCCCCCGCAUCAAAAUAACCCGUCCACUGGGGGAAAAAGGAAAAUACAUGAUUCGAGUAAAAACGGUUCAGACAAAAAUGACGCAGACAAAAACCUGCAAAAUAAGGACACGCACGCCAAGUACGACAAAAAUAAGCCAUUCAAGAAAAUCAAGAAGGACCCAACUGUAGACACUUCCUUUUUAAAAGACAAGGAACGAGAUGAACAAAUAGAAUUGCGCAAAAAGGAGUUAAGAGAAUUAUAUUUCAAACUAGAAAAUGAACAAAAAGAAAAAACUAUUGAAAUAACCUACUCAUACUAUGACGGUAGUGGACAUCGGAGAAAAAUAUCAGUAAAGCAAAAAACGACGAUAGGACAAUUCAUAAAUAAAUGUGUUGACAAUUUAAAAAACGAAUUUAUUCAUCUAAGAUCAGCAUCUUGUGAAACCCUAAUGUUUGUGAAAGAAGAUAUUAUUCUUCCGAAUUAUUUGACCUUUUAUGAGUUAAUUAAAAAUAAAGCCCAGGGAAAAACGGGGCCAUUGUUUGCCUUUGAUGCGGUGGAAAAUUUAUACGGGAUUACAGAUAUAAGAAGGGAAAAGACUGAUACUCACGCAGGAAAAUUAGUGGAAAAAAAGUGGUACGAAAAAAACAAGCACAUUUUUCCCGCCUCCAAGUGGGAAAUUUACAAACCCAUGAAAAACUACUCGACAACCUACACAGAUUUAUUUAACCAUUCUGGAUAG
Plasmodium fragile is the source of this 1233-nucleotide messenger RNA. RefSeq lists its product as uncharacterized. The record is from RefSeq and is a predicted model, not a curated record. Gene Ontology annotation, biological process: chromatin organization. The coding region runs from base 1 to 1233 and encodes 410 amino acids. The transcript is spliced from 2 exons. NCBI's taxonomy places the organism in Eukaryota, Apicomplexa, Aconoidasida, Haemosporida, Plasmodiidae. Gene Ontology annotation, cellular component: nucleus.